Messenger RNA from Tetrahymena thermophila SB210, 204 nucleotides. RefSeq lists its product as hypothetical. The transcript has a single exon. NCBI's taxonomy places the organism in Eukaryota, Ciliophora, Oligohymenophorea, Hymenostomatida, Tetrahymenidae. The record is from RefSeq and is a predicted model, not a curated record. The coding region runs from base 1 to 204 and encodes 67 amino acids.
AUGAUACCAUCUGAACUGGUGAAGUUCCAUCAAUCUAAGUUUUUAAAACCUUUCCUAUUAAAUCCUUCAGUUUUUAAGAUGAUCAAAGAGAAGAAUAGCGAGUUUUUAAAAAUUCUUGUGGCUUUCCCGCAUUACACAUCCACAAGAAUCGAAACUAUUCUAUGCCCACUCUUUGCUCAACCUCCGCAAGAUUUAAAAGAUUGA